GCUCCAAUGUCUCCGGAUCCGGACCGGAGGUGUGCGCAGGAGCGAGGUGACGCCUGGCUUGAUAUCUGAUUGGUUGUCUGGAAAAAUGAAAAGUACUUGUGGUCCAGGGCAGAGACAAACGCGAAGAUGGGGCGGGACUCCGUGUGGGAGGAGGCGGAGCCUGUGAGCUUUGGGCGCGAGCGGUCGAAAGGCAGUUAGUUUGGGUUCGGUUGCUUGGUCCGGUCCGGAGGUACCAGCUCAGCCUCAUGGCUGACUCUGAGGAGUUUCGGGCUUCUUCGCCACCGCCACCGCCUCCCUCGUCUCCGUCGUCAGGCGCCUCUUCGUCGUCCCUCAGCAUGCCAGUGAGUUUGGGCUGGCGGGGUCCGAGCCGGAGCCACGGUCCAACGGUGGACCCGCUGGAGCAAGUGGAGCUGCAGAUCGGAGACGCGGCAUUUUCAUUAACUAAGCUUCUUGAAGCCACAUCUGCGGUGUCAGCUCAAGUGGAAGAACUUGCCCUGAAGUGUACAGAAAAUGCACGGUUCCUGAAAACGUGGCGAGACCUGCUGAAAGAAGGCUACGAUUCCUUGAAACCUGACAACUGACUUGCAGAUAUAAUCGCUUAGUGACUCACACACUCACACAUAAGAUAUUUGCACAUGGACCACAUGUAUGGGGCUGCCUGUCUCCAGACAUACUGAGAGUGAAAUUUUUCUUGAUGUUCUUGACUUUGUGAAAGCAGAAUACUGGACUCUCUUAUUUGCUUAUGUGUUUUCUCUGAUGUGGCAGUAUUUACCUUAGAUGCUCUCUGCCCUCUAAACUUUUAUAGACUCCUUUAUGAAAGCUAAUUCCAUCAGUAAGUAAUUCAGUAAUUGAUUGUCAUAAUAAUGCCUCCCUGCAACCAGGGCAUUAUUUGUUUGGUGAGAAGAUGACAAAAAUGCUUGAGUUGGGAGUUGAGCUUGGUGUGUCUCCUAAGGCAGGCGAUGAAGAUUUCAGGUGCAUGGUCCAGCUCCACAGGACACCUACUCUGAAACUGGUGGUGGUGCUUUAUUUCCUUCUUUAUCCCAGUACCCACAGCCACACCACACGACACUCACUGUCUGUGAAUAAGACUUGAUGAGUGUAAUUAAAAGCCACUUUUGAUUCCCACUUUUUAGGAUGAAGACUGUUUCUCUAAGAAAAUUGUAUGAAUCUAAACUUCAUUGACUUGAAGGAAAAAUACUUUCUCUCUCUCUAUAUAUAUAUAUUUUAAUGGGAAUUUGAAGCAGUCUUCCUGUGAAGCCCAGUCUUCUGUCUUAGUCUCUUGAGGGCCAGGACUACUGGUGUACAAGACAGUUUUGAAUUUUGAUGAUGAUCUUAAAAUAUAUUUUUUCUCAUCCUAUGACCCCAUUUUUAAAAAAAGCCUUUAGUUCACAAAAUGAAAACUUUUAUAGACUACAUGCUUAUUUUCUAUUUAUUUUUAUAGUUAACUGCUUUCAUAGUUAAUAUUUCUCUUGUUCAAUAUGUUAGAUUGCUGUCUUUGAACUACCUUAUCAAAUUUAUGGCUGUAUGCUAGGUAUUAUUUAAUGAAGCUUUGCAAGUUAUUUAUAUAAUUCUAAAGUUGGUUUCCAGUGUAUCACAUGUAACUGUUUCUAUGGGUUUCCUAUUAGUUGACCUUUGUGUUAAGGUCCCACUGUAUCUGUCCUGUAAAGUUUCUCCUUCAAGAUUUAUCAGUCUUUAGUCCGACACCCUUUCAUGAAUUUAACUCUGUGAUACUAGAUUCAUGCUUUAGUGGAUUUGUAUUGCCUCAGAUGGUUGUGGACCCUUAAAAUCAAGUAAGUGUCCUGCUUCUGUAUUUAGUGCCAUCUAUUUUCAAGCCAUGUACUACCUUGACAUAUAGGACCUUGAAGUACCUUUGAUGUGAUGUCUGUGUAGAUACAUUGAUGUAAAUAGAACUCUUAUUCUAAAAGUCUCACCGGGGAGCUAUGGCAGGGGACAAAUGGAUAGGCAAAGACUAGUUUUGACAUAGUCACAGUUAGUGAUUUUUUUUUUCUUUAAGAUCACACAACAUGUAUGGUGUGAUUUCUGUACCAAAGAACGCUUAUUUCUGUGUAAGAGAAAUACUUAUAUAUUCUGAAAAUUGCAAUUUAAAAAAUGUAUAAAAAUAAAUAUUACAAGUAAA
Grammomys surdaster is the source of this 2137-nucleotide messenger RNA. RefSeq names its product chromosome unknown C4orf46 homolog (gene CUNH4orf46). The coding region runs from base 246 to 581 and encodes 111 amino acids. The transcript is spliced from 2 exons. NCBI's taxonomy places the organism in Eukaryota, Metazoa, Chordata, Mammalia, Rodentia, Muridae. The record is from RefSeq and is a predicted model, not a curated record.